Aspergillus candidus is the source of this 1638-nucleotide messenger RNA. Its product is annotated as amidase signature domain-containing protein. The record is from RefSeq and is a predicted model, not a curated record. Lineage: Eukaryota; Fungi; Ascomycota; Eurotiomycetes; Eurotiales; Aspergillaceae. The coding region runs from base 1 to 1638 and encodes 545 amino acids. The transcript has 6 exons.
AUGGUCUCGCAGGAGUGGCAAGUGCUUAUUGAUGAGAAGAGAGCCCAGCGAGAAGCAUCGAUCCCUUCCCAAUGGAAGAUACCGAAGCGCGUUGCCGACAAAGUCUCUCCCACCGCGUCCGUCAGUGCCUUUCAAUUGCUGGAGGAAACCGACAUUCUUACUAAGGAGCAGCGCGAGAUCACCGAAGUUCACGACGCAACGUUCCUUCUCGAGCGACUGGCAACGGGGAAGGUCUCCUCACAGGCCGUGACAACUGCGUUUUGCAAGCGGGCAGCCGUGGCUCAGCAGCUGACUAACUGCCUGACGGAGAUAUUCUUCGACGAGGCCCUCGCGCGAGCGCGUUUUCUCGAUGACUAUUUGGAGCGCAACGGCAAGCCAAUGGGACCUUUCCAUGGGCUUCCCAUCAGCAUCAAGGACAUGUUCAUGAUCAAAGAGCAAUUCGCGACUUUGGGAUAUGUCUCAUAUCUCACAAAACCGAAGGCUGAUGAGAAUUCCUUUGUCAUCGAUAUACUCCUCGAGGGUGGCGCUGUCCUUUACUGCAAAACAACGGUGCCACAAGGACUAUUCAUUAUGGAAGGGUACAGCCAGGUCUUCGGCCAGACCAUGAACCCUCACAACCUCUCUCUGGGCCCAGGCGGAAGCAGCUCAGGAGAAGGCGCCCUGGUCAGCUUCCGAGGAUCCAUCCUCGGGCUGGGUAGUGACAUCGGCGGAUCCAUCCGCGCCCCGUCGCUCUGCAACGGGGUCUUCGGCAUGAAGCUCUCCUCAGACCGACUGCCCUACGCCAAGCAACAAGAACUAUUCCCAAAAGGCUGGCCGUCCAUCGUCUGCUCGCUCGGCCCGCUCGCCCACUCUGCGCGCGAUCUGUCCCUGUUCUGCAAAAGCGUGCUCCAGGCGCAGCCGUGGCGCCGCGACUCGACGGCAUACGCGCUCCCCUGGCGCGAGCUGCCCUCCAAGCCCAAGCUCAGAAUUGGUGUCUGGUCCGACGACCCCAGCUUCCCCGUCCACCCACCCGUCUCCCGGAUCCUGGCCUCGGCGACCGCGAAACUCCGCGACGCGGGGCACGAGUUGAUCAUGAUCUCGGACGCUCCGUCUCUUGCAAACGCAGUCAUGACCGCAUGUCGCUCGUUCGCACUCGACACUGAGCAGGCGCCCAUCAAGCCUCUGCGUGACGCUAAUGAGGAUCUGCAUCCUGCGCUCGAGGAGACAAUCGCUCAGACGUUCCCGGAGGGACAUGUCCCCGAUCUGUCUGAGGUUUGGGCAGUCAAUGCCACCAAGGAGGAUAUUCGGGAGGAAUGGGCGCAGGUCUGGUGGGGAAAUGACCUCGACGUUCUCAUCUGCCCCGGGUCUCGGAGCACCAGCGUGCCUCAUGGGAAGUAUGGCCCACCGGCGUGGACAUUGAUCUGGAACCUGUUGGACUUCCCGGCCAGUGUCGUGCCAUAUUUAAAGGCGGACAAAGAGCUGGAUAACCAACCCGCGGAAGAUUUUGAUCCACUGGUGGCCCACGGUGCGCCAGGCAGCAUCCAAAUCGUGGGGUGGCGCUUCCAGGAUGAAGAGGUGCUCCAAGCGACCGAAAUCAUAUCCCAAGCCCUUCACUCCCAGCCUCCCACUCCUUUGAAACCUAUGUUGAAUAAGCUAUAG